Messenger RNA from Pelobates cultripes (western spadefoot toad), 1172 nucleotides. The record is from the annotation of a GenBank genome assembly. NCBI's taxonomy places the organism in Eukaryota, Metazoa, Chordata, Amphibia, Anura, Pelobatidae.
AUGUCUGGAGUCAAAGGAGGUCACAAGGAUCAACCAAAAGAUGUUGGUCAUUAUGAGAAGCACCACCACCACCAUCAUGCGGACAAACAGAGUAAGUUAUUCACUAUGAAAAAUAAAUAAAUAGAAAAAUGACUUGCAUUCAGUCUUUUUCUAAAGCUGAUACAUUUGCACCUUGUAGAUAUAUCUUUCAGUUUUGAAUGUAUUUUGCUUUUUGAGCAAAAAUGUCAAAUAUGUCCCUUACAUUUUACAAUCCCCCUUUGUUGUGAAGGUUUGGCUCUGUCAUAGCUAUGGCUACGAUGUUUGUUUAUGGCCCACCAUAUUGUUUGCAGAUGGAGAUACUUUGCAGUUCCAUACUAAUUGCUAGACUUGAAACGUGAAUUCCUAUUGGACAGCUGGCUUUAUGCAUUUGAAUUUGAACAUCACAACAAGGUCAUUCAGUAAAAUGAAUGCCUUGCCCGCUCUGAACAAAUUUGUCUAUGCCCCCCCCCCUGCCCUUAGACCCCCUAUAAAAGUUUAAAACUCACCUUAUUUCCAGCUGGCUCCGUCCCUUUUGUGACAUCAUGAGGAAAAUUCAGCGUCUCCAUGCAGAGCUUGGGGACGCUGCACGUCAGGGCUGCUUUUUCGCCAGCACUGACCCAGAAAGCACCUGAAGUGGCAAUCUAUCGAGUGGCCACUUGGAGGUGUCCCUAGGGGCAAUGUAAACACUACCUUUUCUCUGAAAAUGCAGUGUUUGCAUUUAAAAAGCCUGAAGUGAACUAUUACACUCACCAGAACAACUACAUUACGCUGUAGUUGUUCUGGUGACUAUAGUGUUUGUUUAAACUAUGAUGAUAUAUUACUGAAAUUAUUUUUGUAUUUUUAUGAAGUUGAAAUAUGUGUAUGUGGUUUUGUCAUUAAUAGACACAGUGACACCUGUGGCACCUCAGCCAACUGCAUGCCAGCCAGCUGUAAGCCAACCAGCACCGUGUCAGCCCGCUGUGAGCCAACCAACCCCGUGUCAGCCAGCUGUGACCCAACCAACCCCGUGUCAGCCAGCUGUGAGCCAACCAACCCCAUGUCAGCCAGCUGUGAGCCAACCAGCCCAGUAUCAGCCAGCUGUGAGCCAACCAACCCAGUAUCAGCCAGCUGUGAGCCAACCAGCCAGUCAAGUGAAGUCAGGAUGCAAGAAAUAA